Molecule: messenger RNA, 2733 nt
Organism: Nakaseomyces glabratus
Lineage: Eukaryota; Fungi; Ascomycota; Saccharomycetes; Saccharomycetales; Saccharomycetaceae
Gene: STV1
Product: H(+)-transporting V0 sector ATPase subunit a
Biological process (GO): proton transmembrane transport; vacuolar acidification
Cellular component (GO): vacuolar proton-transporting V-type ATPase, V0 domain; fungal-type vacuole membrane; vacuolar proton-transporting V-type ATPase complex
Molecular function (GO): proton-transporting ATPase activity, rotational mechanism; ATPase binding
Source: RefSeq, a predicted model, not a curated record
AUGGCGAAACACGAGGCUAUCUACAGGUCGGCGGAUAUGACCUAUAUCCAGCUGUACAUACCGCAGGAGAUUGUGCGCGAAGUGGUGUGUCUGCUCGGUAAGCUCGGCAACGUCAUGUUCCGGGACUUGAACAGUGACCUGUCGGCGUUCCAGAGAGGGUACGUCGCGCGUCUGCGGAGGCUGGAGGACGUGGGCAGGUCCGUGGACUACAUGAAGCGUGUCAGCGAGAAACAUAGGGAGGCCACGGCGCGCUACAUGCCCCAGCUGUUCGAGGACGAGGAAUUGGACGACCUCGAGUUUAACGCCACCAACGACAACCCGGGCUCGAACACCGGUGACGAUAACGAGAGCCUGCUGUCGCAGCAGAACUUGGACAACUUGGUAAGACCUUCCAGAAGAGUCAACCCGCACGCUUUGUUCCCCCAAUUGCUUAGAAGCCUCGAAGUGCACUCCAUGGAUACCAUCAACGACAUCAUCCAUGAGAUCACAGAGUUUGAGUCCCGCGUAAAACAACUGGACGACUCGUUGGAGUCCCUGCGCGAUAAGCUCAACGUGCUAAUAGAGAAAAGACACAUCGUCUUCGAGUGCUCGAGGUACAUAAAAUUCAACCCGGGGAUUCUCGGACGCAUCUCCAACAGUAACGACGCAAACGUCUCCGGCUCACAAUUGGACGUAACAGAUUUCACCGCGCUACCAGAAGAAGCUAACGAUAACCUAAGUGAUUUCUCCUUUGAUAUCGAUGAAGACACCGCCGAAGACAACCAAAACAAUAACAAUGACGACGACAUUCUAAUGCUCGAACAAGGGUUCCACAACAAAUUCAUGAUCGCAGGUGCCAUCAGAAGAGAUAAGGUGAUGAUAUUGAACAGGAUACUAUGGCGUCUCCUUCGCGGUAACUUAUUUUUCCAGAACUUCCCAGUGGAAAAACCAAUGAUGGAAAAUGGCGAGUUGGUAGAGAAGGAUUGUUUCCUUAUUUUCACACAUGGUGAUACUCUUUCAGCAAAGAUCAAACGUGUAGUAGACUCAUUAGGAGGAAGUAUGAUCUCAUUGGACCAAAUAUCACAACAAACCAUUCAAGAGUUAAAUGACAGGAUCAGUGACUUAGAACAAGUUUUGGAGAGCACAGAACGUACGCUACACACAGAACUACUACUCAUCAAUGAUCAACUCUCUGUAUGGCAUGCGGUGUUUAGAAGAGAAACUUACAUAUAUGCAACACUUAAUCUUUUUAGACAAGAGACCCAGGGUUUAGUUGCAGAGGGCUGGAUACCUUAUGAAGAACUACAAACUCUAAAAAACACAUUGAAGGACUAUAGCGAAUCAAUUGGCUCUGAAUAUACAACUGUUAUCAGUGUCAUCAUCACGAACAGAUCCCCACCCACAUAUCAUCGUGUAAAUAAAUUUACUCAGGCGUUCCAAUCUAUUGUGGAUGCUUAUGGUAUUGCCACAUACAAAGAAAUCAAUCCUGGUUUGGCUACGGUAGUCACUUUCCCUUUUAUGUUUGCAAUCAUGUUUGGUGAUGCAGGUCAUGGUUUCAUUGUCUUACUAAUUGCCUUAUAUUUAGUAAUGAAUGAAAGAAAAUUCGAUAACAUGAAAAGGGAAGAGAUGUUUGAUAUGGCCUAUACCGGAAGAUAUGUUCUACUUUUAAUGGGUGCCUUCUCAAUAUACACAGGACUGAUGUAUAAUGAUAUUUUUUCCAGAUCUAUGACCUUAUUUUCUUCAGGCUGGGAAUGGCCAACAACUUUUAAAAAAGGUGAAACAUUGGAAGCCAAACAAGUUGGAACAUAUGCUUUCGGUUUGGACUGGGCCUGGCAUGGUACUGAGAACAACUUAAUUUUUACUAACUCCUACAAAAUGAAACUCUCAAUUCUGAUGGGUUUUAUCCACAUGUCAUAUUCUUAUAUGUUUUCCUACAUCAACUACAGACACAGAAAGUCUAGGGUAGAUAUCAUCGGUAAUUUCAUACCAGGCUUGAUUUUUAUGCAGUCUAUAUUUGGUUAUCUAUCUUGGGCAAUUGUUUUCAAGUGGUCAAAGGAUUGGAUCAAGGAUGGAAAGCCUGCACCAGGCUUACUGAACAUGCUAAUUAACAUGUUUUUAGCACCAGGCACUAUCGACGAGCAACUCUACAGCGGCCAAGCUGUUUUACAAACCAUCCUUCUAUUGGCUGCCCUAGUUUGUGUACCAUGGCUUCUGUUAUACAAGCCAUUGAUGCUGAGAAAACAACAUGCAAAUGGUGAAACAAAUUACAGUAGCUUACAACAUCCAACAGCGGAUGACACUAUGACAUCUGAGUCAAUAAUAGAUAAUGAAGUGGUGAUAACUGAUUUUGAUACCGACGAAAGCGAAUCACAUGGAUUUAAUUUUGGAGAUGUUAUGAUUCAUCAGGUGAUUCAUACUAUUGAAUUUUGCCUGAACUGUAUCUCACAUACUGCUUCAUACUUACGUUUGUGGGCCCUUUCCUUAGCACAUGCACAGUUAUCAACUGUUCUUUGGAAUAUGACAAUUGCCAACUCAUUCUCUUCGAAAGAUCCAGGCAGCCCACUAGCUGUAUUUAUGGUAGUAUUUUUAUUCGCGUUUUGGUUUAUACUAACUGUAGCUGUUCUGGUUCUGAUGGAAGGAACAUCUGCAAUGUUACACGCUCUGCGUUUACAUUGGGUCGAAGCCAUGUCCAAGUUCUUUGAGGGUAAUGGUUAUGCAUACGAGCCAUUCUCAUUUGAUCUUCUGACCGAAUGA